CCAAACUUCAUGAAAAUAUUUCAUUUUGGGAACUAUUUACCGUUUUUUUACCCUCAGAAAACUUGUCCAAAGAGGUCAUAAAAAUGUUUUUCCCCGAAUGCUACAUUAGAUAAAGGGCCUAAAUGGGCCUUCAUCCCCUACUGGACUUUAGGGCAAAGCCCAUGUCAGGAUCCACCUAAAUAGACUAGAACCUGGCCACCCAUAUAAAAGCACCAACGAUAACUGAUUAUUUGCAAUCUAGGGUUUUUGUUGCAGCUGCCGCGGCGUAUUUCUCUUCCAUCAGGUCUCAAGGUUCUUCACCAGUUCGCCGAAAAUGACCAAGAGAACCAAGAAGGCUGGAAUUGUCGGGAAGUAUGGUACCCGUUAUGGUGCCAGUUUGAGGAAGCAGAUCAAGAAGAUGGAGGUCAGUCAGCACAGCAAGUACUUCUGUGAGUUCUGCGGCAAGUAUGCCGUCAAGAGGAAAGCUGUUGGUAUUUGGGGUUGCAAGGACUGUGGCAAAGUGAAAGCCGGUGGUGCUUACACAUUGAACACUGCCAGCGCUGUCACCGUAAGGAGCACCAUUCGAAGGCUUAGGGAGCAGACAGAGAGCUAGUAAUUUAGCUGCUAAUUGAAAGUUGAAUUUUAUUUAGUCUUCACUGUUCGAUAUUAAGUGAGUUGAAUCUUGGUUUCGUAUUUAGAGAGCUGUAUUUUGUACUGUUUUGGAAAUUUUGAUUUAUCCUAAGCAUUGGAACAAUAUUCCUAGUGUGGCAUGUCCCAAAUCUUAUUUCCCCAUCUCAUCAAGUUGAAGUUUUAAAGGAUUUCAUGGUUAAAGGAUUUCAUGUUUGCUA
This is a messenger RNA of Capsicum annuum, 827 nucleotides long. Its product is annotated as 60S ribosomal protein L37a. Gene Ontology annotation, biological process: translation. Gene Ontology annotation, molecular function: structural constituent of ribosome. Gene Ontology annotation, cellular component: ribosome. NCBI's taxonomy places the organism in Eukaryota, Viridiplantae, Streptophyta, Magnoliopsida, Solanales, Solanaceae. The record is from RefSeq and is a predicted model, not a curated record. The coding region runs from base 314 to 592 and encodes 92 amino acids. The transcript has 5 exons.